GGACCCCCGCGUCCAAUAGGUAGGGCGGUGAGGACGCGGGUGCCGUGACCCCGCCUCCCCUUGUCAUUUUCGGCGCACGCGCACGGGUAGGCGGCUGUCGGGAUCAGUCGGGACUGCGUGGAUCUCGCCCUGGCGGAGAGGAGGGCGUCGCGAUCACCUGGGAGGAGGGACGGUGGGCAGUGAAAGGGGUUGGGGGGGGCUCCUGUUUCCUCCGGUGUCGCGCCAUGACGGCGAACGAAGACCAGGAGGUGAGUGAGGAUUGAAAGGUUUUAGUGAUGAUGGGGAGAAGGGCAGAGUUUCAUCCGCUGCACAAGUAGAGAAUCAACAGGCGAAGUUCUCCCACCCCCCAUCCCCCGCUCUGCUUCUCGGGGCUGGCGCUGCACCUGUUGAGCUUCUGCCUGCCGCAGCCAAAAGCUUGUACAGGCAACAUGGGGCAUAGCUCAGUUGCUUAGAGCAACGGUGCUGAUAAUGCAGAGGCUGCAAUUUCGAUCCCCAUAUGAGACAGUUGCAUUUUCCUGCCUGGCAGGGGGUUGUACUAGAUUAUCCUUGUGGUCCCUUCCAACUCUCCAAUUCUAGCACCCGCUGCUGGAUAUCUAGGUAAUUUGCAGAAGAUCCGGAAGGUUUCCUGACUCUGAAGUGUCCUGACAAUAGCAAGAAUUAGGCUGCGGGGGGGGGGGUGGAGAUGGGUUGGAAAAGUGGGCAUCUUUGCAGAAGGGUCUUGCGAGCUUGGUUCAAAUCCAAAUCUCAAGUGCUAGAGCAGAGCUUAUGUGCAGAGACAUCCUGUUCCUUAAUUCUGAACAGACUUGCCUUGCUAAACCACUGUUUUGCACCUCCUUCUGUUUGGUGGUUCUCAGAGUCUUAGUGAAAAAACAAACUGAAUCCCAUAGGCCCACCCCUACAUUACAGACGUUAGCAUGCUUAAAAACCUCAGGAUAAUUCUGGUAAUUUACUCACUACACUUGUCAACACCAAGUAGGCAAUACCCUGAUUCAGUGGUUUUUCAACCAGUGUGGCGUGGCACCCUGGGGUGCCUUGAAUGAUGGUGAUGGGUGCAACACUGGGAUCUGUCCCUAUUUCCUUCCCUCAUCCUCUGAUGCCCUCUCCCGUCUCAGCCACCCAAAGACUUGCACAGCUGUUAGUUGUGGUAGACCUGGCUACAAGCUCAGCAGGCAAAUGCCGCCUCUGGGGCUGGUCAGGGGGUGCUAGUUGCCAGGAGCUGAAGCAGCCUCAGAGUAAGCAAGCAAGCGGGCAAGGGAGACCAGCUAGCCAGUCCACCAGCCCUUGCUGUUGGGAAUGGACAGACAAGUCCCAGGCCCCUAUGGGGCAGUGUGUGGAGGCACCUCUCUUUGGGGCGGGGGCGGGCAGCUCAGAGACCAGGGGCGGCAGUAUUGGCUGCCCAGAGGACUCCCAAGGAGAGGGGAGAGGAGGCUGAGGGAACACUCCACAAGGGAGGAUGUUCAAAAAGGUGAGAGUCUGCCUGCUCUGCAGGCAACUGGUGACAUAACUGGGCUUCUGAGCCCCACAAGGGUACCGCUGAAAGAAUAAAGUUGCUCAAGGGAGCCGUGGACUCAAAAGGGUUGAAAACCUCUGCCCUGAUUGAAAGCCGGAAGGGAGCAUAGCUUGGUGGUAGAGUUCGCACACACAGACCAGACACACAGACCCCACAUCUACUUUCACAAAGACAACCUAUCAUCUUUACUUUUGCUACACAGUAGAAAGCCCAGUACAGUGGUACCUCGGGUUACAUACACUUCAGGUUACAUACGCUUGAGGUUACAGACUCCGCUAACCCAGAAAUAGUACCUCAGGUUAAGAACUUUGCUUCAGGAUGAGAACAGAAAUCGUGCUCUGAUGGCGCAGCGGCAGCUGGAGGCCCCAUUAGCUAAAGUGGUGCUUCAGGUUAAGAACAGUUUCAGGUUAAGAACGGACCUCUGAAACGAAUUAAGUACUUAACCUGAGGUAACGCUGUACUGUUUUUAACACUUGAUUGGGAGCCGCCCAGAGUGGCUGGGGAAACUCAGCCAGAUGGGCAGGGUAUAAAUAAUAAAUUAUUAUUAUAUACCACUGUAGUUAUGUGCUCAUUACAUACUCAGUUUCAGCAAGAUGUAACCAUUGGAUUUGGAUCAUAAUUUUUGUUGUAUUCUUCAUAUCAAAUAAUUCUAUCAAUUUUAUAAAUAAAUACAAAUAUCCAAAUUUAUCUGUUGUAUAUGAUAUGUAUUUUCAUGUUUUCUUUUCUUAACUUUGCCUUGAAUUUAAAGAACUGCAUUAGAGAGCAUAUGCCUAAUGGAACUUUGGGCUUCUGUUUCUCAAAACAGCAGUCUCCCAGGCCACAUAGUAAAUGGGUUGUGAAGCAAGGAACACAGAGGAGACUUUCAAAGUACUGUAGCUUGAAAUAUGACACAAGGCACUAUUGUCCAUAAGUGAUCCCCCCCGAUCAAAAAGUUACAGUGGUACCUCAGUUUAUGAACUAUUCGGUUUACGAACUCUGCAAAACCGGAAGUAGUGUCCCGGUUUGCGAACUUUACCUCAGUCUAAGAACGGAAUCUGAACGGUGGAAGGGCACCGGCAGCGGGAGCCCUCAUUAGGGAAAGUGCGCCUCAGUUUAAGAACGGUUUCGGUUUAAGAAUGGACUUCCAGAAUAGAUUAAGUUUGUAAACCAAGGUACCACUGUAUAGGGAGUACCAUGCACAGAAUACUCCUACAAUCUUUCUACAUGUGUAUAUGCGUUUUAAGGUCUUGUACAAAACAGUGAAAAUACAUACAGCUUCUGGGUCAUGUGGCCAGCAUGACUAAGACGCUUCUGGUGAAGCCAGAGCAGUGCACAGAAACGCCGUUUACCUUCCCACCGGAGCAGUACCUAUUUAUCUACUUGCACUGUGUGCUUUCGAACUGCUAGGUUGGCAGGAGCUGGGACUGAGCAAUGGGAGCUCACCCCAUCGUGGGGCUUUGAACCGCCAACCUUCUGAUCAGCAAGCCCUAGGCUCUGUGAUUUAACCCACAGCGCAUCAGUAGUAGUAAUAUUAAACCCUUUUUUAUUUAAUGUUCUCUUUUUAAAAAUUAUUUUGAACUAAGGUUGAAGGUGAUGAAAUUAAUAUCAAAUAUUAAUACUUAAACAGACUGUACACAAUUUAAAUGGUUAAGAACCAAGACCACUACUGGCAAAGUAUCUCUGGCCCUUUCCUGCAGCAUUACCCUUAGGAUUAUUUUGUGUUUUAAAGAUUUGUGCAAAUGUUCUCUUUAGGUUUUAAAAAUAUUAAUAAUUUUCUUUCCUUUCCUUCAGAUGGAGCUAGAAGCAUUACGUUCUAUUUAUGAAGGUGAUGAGUGUUUUAGGGAACUUAGCCCCAUUUCCUUUCAAUAUAGGGUGAGUUUGCAUGAGGUUUUAUUACAGAAAAGUAAUCUGUGUUGACUUGAACUGAGUCCCAAUUCCUCCAAGACAUAUGCAUGUAUCUGAGAUAGCUCAUAGUUUUUACUGGUUUUUUUAAUUGAUUUCUUGAUUAAUUGCAUGCAUUUACUGUGAUUUAGCUAUUGUACUCUGCUUUGGGAUUAUUUUAUAGGAAAAGUAGGUAACAAUUUUUUUAAGAAAAAAGUACACCACUUGUCUAAUACAGUUGUGAAUGAAGGAAUAUUUAACUUUAAGCUUCAAUAGCCACAUUCAUUUUCAUAGGAUUGACAGCAUGCAAUUUGUGAAGUCGAGCUCAGAUUCAUGCUGUUAUCCAGCAAUCUCAUUUGAAUUAAGCAAUAAUUAUUUGAAUUAAGAAUACUUUGAAUUAAUAAUUAAACAGUAAUGAUACUGUGUUUAUUCAGAAUGAGGAAAGUUACCUAUGGAGCAAAUGUCUUUUUUUAAAAUUGUUUUCUAAUGGCAGCUGCAUGGAUUCCUGUGAAGUAAUAGUUUACAUUUGUAUUGAUUAGUGUUGCAGUCGUCUUAUCUGAAGACUCAAUUCUGUGGAUGAUGAUAAUAAUAAAAAUCGACAGUGAAGGAUCCUUGUUAUAAAACAAAUAUAUUUCAGUAUUUCUUCCAAUGGUUUAAAAAUUUGGGGGGAUUUUCUGGAUUCUUACACUGCCAUGCUUUAUAAAUAUUUUCCAGAUAGGUGAAAAUGGAGACCCUAAAGCUUUCCUGAUAGAAAUAUCAUGGCCAGAAACAUACCCUCAAACUGCUCCAGUCAUCUCUAUGGAUGCAUUCUUCAAUAACUCUAUGUAAGUAUUCCAGUUUCUUAUAGUGGCAUUUCUUCUGGAAUAGCCUUCUUUUGCAUCUAUCCCUAAAAGGAAGUUCUAUUAUUUCUCCUAGAGCCUCCACCAUAAAGCAAAGUAUAUUGAACAAAUUAAUGGAAGAAGUUGAAGUUAACCUUGGUACCUCUAUGACAUACACAAUUUUUGAAUAUGCCAAAGAUAAUAAAGAGCUGUUUAUGGAAAACCAACCCAUUAAUAUUGCGGUAAGCUGAUAACUUGUUUAUAUAUCUCAAAAUACUAGUGGUUUUCCCCCAAAUAUUAAGAAGUUAAUGCCAAACUGCCACUGCAAGAAUAAGUUCACAUUUCUAGAAAAGCUUCACUUUCCUAUAGUAAACUAGUAACUGUUUGCCUCAGGUACAAAUCGGUAUUCUGGAUGUUGUUAGUAAAAAUGGCUGAUUAUCAUACCUAGAAUUGUAUAUUGUUCACUGGCUACAAUAUAUAAAACUCCAUGUAUUGUCAACAAGGAUUAUGAUAAGUCGCAACACAAAUAUCCUUAUCUCAUAAUGAGCUUUCAUAGCCAGUAAAUGCAAAGUUUCCAGUGUAGAAAAGUAUAGUUGAAAAUCUGAAGCUGUUGGAUCUUUACUAGAUGGGAACCCAAGGAUGAGAGAAAGUGCCAAUAAAUUACAGAAAUAUCUUAUUAACAAAUUAUGUUUUUUAGACAGCUUUGAACAACUGCAUCUCAACAGGACAUCCAGAUGCAGCACAAACUAGUAAGAAAAAAGAGAAAAAGGAACAAUUGACCAAAACACAAAAACGAAAGUUAGCAGAUAAAACAGGUGUGUAUGGUGUAGUUCAUAUGUUUCUUUUAGAUUUUCUUAAAAGAUGCAUUUUGUUAUUGUAUGCAUUAGGAGAUUUAACAAAUGUUUGUCAAAGUACAGGAUUUUACCAAUGUUUGUAUAUUAUGUUUAUAUUUUUGUGCAGGAUUUUUUGCUUAUUUGGGUGCUUUAAUAGUAAAAUGUUUAUUAAAGCUGUGUGUGUGUGAAUACAGUUAACCUUUCAGUAGUUACUGAGUUAGCUCCCAUAAAAAGAUCAAACCAUGGUUUGGUACUAUGACAGGGGUAGGCAACCUAAGGCCCGGGGGCCGGAUGAGGCCCAAUCGCCUCCUCAAUCCAGCCCACGGAUGGUCCAGGAAUCAGCGGUUUUUACAUGAGUAGAAUGUGUCCUUUUAUUUAAAAUGCAUCUCUGAGUUAUUUGUGGGGCCUGCCUGGUGUUUUUACACAAGCAGAAUGUGUGCUUUUAUUUAAAAUGCAUCUCUGGGUUAUUUGUGGGGCACAGGAAUUCAUUCAUUCCCCCCCCCCCAAAAAAAAAUAGUCUGGCCCACCACAUGGUCUGAGGGACAAUGGACCGGCCCACGGUUGGAAAAGGUUGCUGACCCCUGCACUAUGAGAAUGAACCCUGUGUUCACAUCAUCCUUCCUUCCCACUCCCCUUAUGAACCCCAUUUAAUUAUUUAGUGUGUGGCUGCAAAUAAUAGUUUGCAUUUUGAAUCUCACAGCAAGCUGUGGUUUGCUGCAAACCAGGAAGUGGUUAAUUAAAAUCUGAAAAUUGAAAAUUAACAGCUUGUUUGUGGUGUUUUGAAUAGAUCACAAAGGAGAGCUUCCUCGAGGAUGGAAUUGGGUUGAUGUAAUAAAGGUAACAUGCAUCACAGUUGAAAAUUAUUUUAUAUAUAUAUAUAUUUAAGAGACUUCAGCAGUGUCUAAUCUGUUUGUCUCCCUUUCUCUUCUUUUUGUUAAUCCAAAUGCCAUCCACAUCCAAAAUGGUUCUCUUCUUAUCCUUAUGUAGCAUGUAAGUAUUUCAGUCUUCCUGAAUUGUUGUACUAGUUUUCAGAUAUCUUUAAUUCCAAGGUUUUUAGGGCACUUCUCCUAAACAUGAAAAGAAAUCCUAUUGAAUUAUGUCCACAUAUUUUUUUUAACAAAUUCAGAAGUAUUGGCUAACCAGCCUACCACUUUCAUGAAAAGAAUAGUAAUUGUUAGAGCUUUUCAACGAAAUCUGAUAUAUAAUAUCGAAUAUGCAAGAAAGUGGAAAUCAAAAUAUUGUGUGAUGUUGCCAGUGUUUGUAAAUGUGUGAUUAAUACAGGUUAAUAGUUUACAAAUAAGUUCAAUGCCCACAUGUGGAAUUGCCAUCUCUCUGCAUGCUUGCAUUCCUCUGUUGUUGUAAUUAUGUUGUACACUAGCCUGCUUCACAUAUCACUUUAAACCAAUGCCUAAUUUCCCCCCCUGUACUUCAUCACACUGCAUAUUCACUUUUAAACUACAGCUAAGCUCACCAUAUGGGACGCGGGUGGCGCUGUGGGUUAAAGCAGAGCCUAGGACUUGCUGUUCAGAAGGUCAGCGGUUUGAAUCCCCGCAACGGGGUGAGCUCCCGUUGUUUGGUCCCUGCUCCUGCCAACCUAGCAGUUCGAAAGCACGUCAGGUGCAAGUAGAUAAAUAGGUACCGCUCCGGCGGGAAGGUAAACGGUGUUUCCGUGUGCUGCUCUGGUUCGCCAGAAGUGGCUUAGUCAUGCUGGCCACAUGACCCGGAAGCUGUACGCCGGCUCCCUCGGCCAUUAAAGCAAGAUGAGCGCCGCAACCCCAGAGUCGGCCACGACUGGACCUAAUGGUCAGAGGCGCCUUUACCUUACCUAAGCUCACCAUGGUAUAAAGUGAUAUGCAAACAAGGCCAUUGACUAUAGUGCUAAGUGAUUGUUUGCAUGUGUGAAGGAACUAUCACAGAAGAAUCACAACAAAUCAAACUUUUUAGUAAUCUAAUGUUAAUUUAAAAAACCCAAUACUUUAAGGGCUGUCCAGGCAGGCUGUCUAAUAAAGUGGUAAAAUAUGUCUACUGAGUUUCAUUAAGGUUGCCACAAAGCAUCUGAUGAACUGCCCCAGGCCAAGAUAAACCUUUUUGUUUCCAUGCACUGAGAUUCUGAUCAAUGCUAUAGUCCCAGGUCCGUACUCUCAGGGUUUCUUUUUUUACUGUAUGUCUCUCCAACCCUUUCAGCAACUUUUUGUAUAAGCAGCUCUCUUCGUUUUGGCAGUAAAUCGGUUUUUACACCGGUUGCUGAAUUUUGUGACAUUCUAAAUACUAUAGCAGUACCAGUCUCAGAUACCUGCCUUUAAGAAAGAAAAAAGUUAACAGAAAAUCUGCAGAUUGGGGCCAAGAAAAAUGGUAGCUACUGAAUAUUUUAAUCUUUUUUUUCAGCUAAGCAAAACUGGCUCCAAGGAUGAUGAAUAGGAGGACACUGAUAUAGGAAAACAUCAGCUUUUACUACAACACUGUUUGGAAUCAACUGCCAUAUUCUCUCUUUUUUCAUUUACAUUUUAUAAAAUGACAGUUCCUCACACAUUGAAAUCUGAAAAGGUGUGCUUACCUAGAGGGAAAUGUUUUUGGUAUCCAUAAUCACUUUCUUCAUAUCACAUGUUUGCCUUUAAAGAAAUUAGGUUGAAGAUUGUCUCCUUCUAUUUGGAUGUCAACUAUCAGGACUCUGAAUAUAACAAUAUGUAAUUUGCUCUUAUACUGUUUGACCCUGUACUAAAUCAUGCAAAACUGAAAGCGAAUCAUCUAAUGCUCUAGCUGCUAGUCUUAUUUUAUAUUUCUUUCUUGCAUAGCUUCUUCAGUGUUAUUUCAAAUACUAUUCAUUACUGAUCCAGCUUUUCAGAUGAAAUCUACAAUGACAGGCUAAAUUUUGCAAAAAUAUUGGAACUUCCUGAACCGUGGUAUUCUUUAAAUGCAUUUUUCAACCCAAUCUCAUGGUCUCCCUCUAGCACAGCUUCCCAGCUGUAAUAUAGUCACAGUCCUAGAAAGCAAAACAGUAUCAUGAGGUACAAAAGAUAAGGUAUCAACUUUUAAUCCCAUGGCACAUCUGCAGUUGCCUACCAGCCACUAAUGAUGCCCUUGCAUUGGUACAGUCCCUGCAUCAGUUAUCAGCCCAUGGCAAAGAACAAGUACAAACAUUAUAUGAUUGAGCCAGUACACAUGGUGUCCCAUGCACAAGUAGAGAGAGAUGGUUCCACCUUUCCAUGCUGUAGGGAGGUAGCAGUAGGCAGAAACUACAACCAUCAGGCCUCCCAUCAGACAGGGAUUAAAUCUUCUGCCAAUCCAAAGCCUACAACAAUAAUACUUUUGCCAGGCAAACAAGAAGGGAAGAAAGGAGAACCAGUCCACUGGCAACCCAAUAUCCUAGUGAGCAGAUCCAUGGGUUCUGAGAAUUGUGGGCCCUUGAACGAGAUUUGAGAUUUGCUCUGGGAUCAGCGAUCAUACACUGACAACUGUCGGAACACUCCACAUAGCUUAUAUGUUGGUGUCUUCCAUGAAGAGAAAAGAGAUUUUGCUAAUGGAGAAGUCAGAGGCAAGAAAGGAGGAACAGUAUGGUAGGGAGCUCACAGCAGAAAGCACCAGGAGUUAUCUAGUAGUUUGUUGGGAUGGAGUACCGUAACGUGAGACAGAAGAGAAUGAAGUCACUGCCUGCCACAGGAAUUAGCACAAUGUGGCUUUUGUAGCUACUCAACAACCUAUGCUAUGACACACACCCUUUCCCCCAACCAGUGAUGGCUAAACUUGGCCCUCCAGCUGUUUUGGGACUACAGUUCCCAUCAUCCCUGACCACUGGUCCUGUUAGCUAGGGAUGAUGGGAGUUGUAGUCCCCAAACAGCUGGAGGGCUGAGUUUGGCCAUCACUGCCCCAAACCAUGUUUAGAUGCAACUGGAUAGACUAGAUGUGACUUGCAUUUGGAGCUGCAACUCAGUGGAAUGGGAUAGCAGAAGCUUCAUAGACAUUGGGUUGCAAGUUCAAUCCCUGGAUGCAAUAUCCUAGCAGAAGAGGCUGGAAAAGAGCUGCAUGUAUAGACAUACUUGAGGCAGGGCAGCGCUACAGCCAAUGGGAGUCAACGGUUCAUGAGCCAAUAGCCCCAUUUAAAUAUUUGCUUGCCUUGCAUAGAAGCUGAGGUGUUUUAAUCUUUUUUUACAGUUGAUUUUAAUUAACUUUAAAUGUGUUUAAUGACUUUAACUGUUUUUGUUCAUAAUUUUAAUAGUUCUUGUGAACUGCUUAGAGGUUUUACCACAGUCAAGCAGUUUUUCAAAUUUGGUUGAAUAAAUAAAAUAAAGUUAUGCCCCAGAAUGUCAUCAUUUCUCCCAGCUCCUUUCAUCCCAGCCAUGAACCUUUUCCCAUAAACCUUUGGUUGAUCGCCGGUAGCCACUGUAGAGGCAAUGCCCCAUUUGUACACACCCUUCUACUACUUGAUUUAUUAUUACAUCAACACGUAACCAGGGUAAGUGGCUGGUAUAUAAAUUCAAUAAAUACUACUACUACUACUACUACUACUACUACAGCAUAGAAAGCUAGUGCAUUGUUGGGAUACACUUUGUUACUCUAGCUAAUACUCUAGUGGCCACAGACCUCGUCAGGUCAUUAAUUAUGGGGGGAUACUGUAUUGAAAUCCACAAGCCUUACUUGUUGAGUCCCUUCCCUCCAGUUUCAGCCAAAUCAUCCCACCUCUUUUAUAAGCAUAAUGAAAGAUACACAUCCCAAGCUGUUUCCCAAUACAAAUGAAACUAUCCUAUUCUAUCCAGAGCCACUGCUAUUUGACAGCAAUGAAUCUUACCUUUUAUCUAUGAAGUUACUGUUCUUCACUCAUCCACAAAGUUGAUGGGCUAAAUAUAAUUUCACUUCUGAUAAUUAUUAUUUUUUAAAUGGGUAAUUAGAAUUCUGACAGGACUGCAGUCCAAAUCACACUGGGGAGUAUACUUCAUUGAACUCAGAAUUUCUGAGUAAACCUGCAUAGAAUUCCACUGUAUGGAAAACUGUGGUGAAAAAAUAACUAGUACUAACCCACCAGUACAUUUUCUCUCUUGGAAAUGCAUUUAUGGUAGUUUGUAUUUUUCCUCUCAAAAGGUAGCACAGUACCCGCCCUAAAUGCUGGGUGCCAUUUAUUUCUGUUCGUUAUUUUCUUCCUUUGGAAAAAUAGGAGUUGUCAUGUUUUCUUGUAUAUGUUAAUGAAUAAAGAGAUGGAUAUAACCACCAAAUGGGUAGAUAAAAUGGAAUUUUGCAUAGAUGUGCCGUCUUGUAUCUAAAAGUUCUCUUUACUGUAUUAAUAGUAAUAGAGCAUAAGAUGCCUUAAUGCCAUCUAAUUUUUAUUGUGGGAAGGGAGGGGUUUAAAUAAAUAUAUAUUUAUCUGC
Molecule: messenger RNA, 10378 nt
Organism: Podarcis lilfordi (Lilford's wall lizard)
Lineage: Eukaryota; Metazoa; Chordata; Lepidosauria; Squamata; Lacertidae
Source: the annotation of a GenBank genome assembly